Varanus komodoensis (Komodo dragon) is the source of this 606-nucleotide messenger RNA. Its product is annotated as vacuolar protein sorting-associated protein 29-like. The coding region runs from base 1 to 561 and encodes 186 amino acids. The record is from RefSeq and is a predicted model, not a curated record. Lineage: Eukaryota; Metazoa; Chordata; Lepidosauria; Squamata; Varanidae. The transcript has 4 exons. Gene Ontology annotation, biological process: retrograde transport, endosome to Golgi; intracellular protein transport. Gene Ontology annotation, cellular component: retromer complex; endosome.
AUGCACUUGUCUCUGUUGGUGCUAGUGUUGGGAGAUCUUCAUAUCCCGCAUCGGUGUAACAGCCUCCCAGCCAAGUUCAAGAAGCUCCUGGUUCCAGGGAAGAUCCAGCACAUCCUCUGCACUGGGAAUCUCUGUACGAGGGAGAGCUAUGAGUACUUGCGGACGCUGGCUGGCGAUGUCCACGUCGUCCGAGGAGACUUCGAUGAGUGCCUCAGUUACCCACAGCAGAAAAUCAUCACGGUUGGGCAGUUUAAAAUCGGUCUGAUCCACGGUCAUCAAGUUAUUCCCUGGGGCGACCUGGCCAGCUUGGCAAUCCUGCGGAGGCAGCUCAAUGUGGACAUCCUAAUUUCGGGGCACACCCACAAAUUCGAGGCAUUGGAGCAUGAGAAUAAGUUCUAUAUCAACCCAGGAUCAGCCACUGGAGCCUAUAAUGCCUUGGAAAGAAAUAUCACCCCUUCAUUUGUUCUGCUGGAUGUCCAGUCCUCUACAGUCGUAACUUACGUGUACCAACUCAUUGGUGAUGAUGUGAAAGUGGAAAGGAUUGAAUACAAGAAGUCUUAAAUCAAGACAUUUCUCCAUCCGUUUCCCCCCACUCUGCCUUGACGU